GAGACUUCAAGUUGGUGUCUUCCUGCAGCAUAUCAAUUUAGCGACAUCUAUUGGGCAAAUUUCUUGAUUACAGGUGAGGCAAAACGACCUGGUAGAAGCGGUCGUAGUGGUGGGGCUCUGUCUCACCGCUUGUGAAUGCAGACAUAUCCACUUUAGAUGUGGAAUCUUUAUGGUUAAAUAAACAAAGGAAGUGUCCAUGUACACCAUGUCCUACCUGUAGUCCUUGAAGGGGGAUGGCAUUUGCUCUGUCUGAAGUUAAACUGUACAGACAUUAGAUGAGGAAAAAUGGAAGAAGAAAGUAAGUUAGAGAAGAAGGAUAGCCAUAUGACAAAAGAUAUGCAUGAUGAGGGAGUCCCACUUGGUUUAAAAAUAGAUGCAAAAUUAGAAACUGAGGCAAAAAAUGAAAGUCACGGUGAUCAACAUUUAAUUCAACAUAUGGCACAACUGCGAGAAGAUGGUUUACUGUGUGAUAUGACAUUGCGAACCAAAACAGAUAAUAGCCCAGCCAGUACAUUUAAGACACACAAGGUGCUGCUAGUAACUUUUUCAGAAUAUUUUGGAACACUGUUGAAAAUGGGGAUUUUGGCGAAUGACUACUUAUUUCCUGAUUUAACAUCAGAAGGAUUGUCUGCAGUCUUAAAUUUUAUCUAUGGGAAAAAGCUGUCCCUCAGAGAAGAAAAUAUAGUUGAAAUUUCGAAUGCAGCUAAUAGAUUAAUUGUGCAUUCUGCAAUUUCCAUUUGUAAUGAAUUCAGAAAACAAACAAAGAAAGAAGAUGAAAAGAGAUUAGAAAAGAUAAUGCCAGUUGCAGAAGUUGGAAAUAAAAUUUUAAUGAGUGAUAGCAAACGUAGGUUGGUCCAGUCACAAAGUACUUUCAACUUGAACACAAAAUUCCUUAAAACUCCACCACCCCCAGCAGGUUCUGCCAACCUGAACACUCACAUCCUACCUUUGACGACAUCCCUGCUGUCCAAGACACUAACCCCCAUUCUGAAAGUUGUUCCAGUGACCAUGCCGCCACUGAUAAAUGCUGCAGGUGGCACAGCAACAUCAGCAGAAAAAGCACCAACUGGAAGUCAGGUGAUGACCAAUCCAUCUUCAGUGGUUUUCAAAACAAUAGGUGCAUUGCCCUCGGGAACACAGCCUUCAGUAUUACCUGUUCAGUUCCCUGGUCAUGAAGGUGCUGCCACGCCCCCAGCAACCUUGGGAAAUUUAACAAAGACGAUCAUGGUACCUGUGAAUUAUCCUCAACCUUUGAAAUCUGUUGGCGCUAGCAAUAACUCUGUGGCUCAUCCUGUGCAGACUCCCCCUUUAUUUCAGCUGAAUGGUCCGUCUCGUGUUAACUCGGGCAACAUGGUUGGUACCUUGAUAUCUAAUAUGCCAAUGUCCUUCAGUGUACCUGCUUCUGCCAACCAGAGUAGUGUGGUCAAAUUGUCAACUGCACAGUCACGUCUCAGCUCAGUGGAAGAAAGUAAAAAAAGCACUGCACUAGCCCCCAGAUUAGAUACAGUGACUUAUUUGAGCACACGUCAGCCUCCAGUCCUAGCCAUCAAGCCACAUAAAAAGAGAAAGGCACCUGGAACAUUGCCACCAUUGGUUCCAAAGAAAGUCACAGUGCCUGAUUGUGACAUGAUUGGUGAACCGAGAGUCCUUCUGCAACGCAUUUCUCAAGACGUCCUGAAAACGGUGAUGCCAGAGAAAUCGGUUGAUUCCCGGGAAGCCACAUCAAGCAGUAGUCAAAUUACAUCAAGUGUUGUUAAGGCCACAACAAAUUUUACAACCAAAGAUAUCAGUAAGACAGUACAAGGUGUGGCAUCCAUGUUGAAUGGUGAAUCAAAGGCAGUGGGAACUACAUCAAAAACAGUUCGAAGCAUCACAGAUAUAUGGCAUCAAGCAUUGUCUUCUAAAGCAGCAGCCCCUCAAAGCAUUGAAAGCAAACAAACAGAUCAGGAAAAGGGGGAUGCAAGUUCGGUCAGUCCACUACUGAAAGAUUACAUGGAUAUUCCUGAAUUUGAAGUGGUUAAUGUAAAAACUGAGCCUGACACUUCUGAGUACGAAGCUGCAGUUGCAGACAAAAAUAUACCCGAUCAGUUCAAUGGAGGAAACAAUCAAAGUACUUUGAGCCAUAAUGCCUACUUAGAUCAAGAUCUAGAUAUUAAACCAGACCUUUCUCAUUUAUUUGGUGCCGAGGCACAGGACACAGACCCUUCCUCUUUAUUAGAUGUGAAACCAACCAUAGAAUUAGUUGAUGACCAGGGGAGUGUAAUAAAAGUAAGAGUUGUUGAAGAACUGCCACCUGAAACGGUGGAAAAUUCUGCACAUGAUAUGAUGUCAAGGUCACACACACAAAAGAAUCGUGUAAUGAGACCUAAAACUGGAGCCAUUAGGAAUCUGUUAAAUACAGGCAUUCCUCAGAAUUCAUCAUCCGAAUCAAGGUUAUCAUCAUUAUUUGAGCAGCUGGUCACCACAACACAAGGGGCACCUUCAUUGAUUUCAAAAGGGUCCAGAUUGAAGGGAAACACAGUGCAAAUGUCAGAUCAUUUCAAGAAGGGACAAACCAAAAACUCAAAGUCAGCAGCUGAAAGCAAACUAUUUCAAUCUUCCAAUAGUAAGUUUGUUGGGAAACACCCAAACAACGCUGUCAAAUAUACAUGUGGUUACUGUUUGGAAGACUUUAAGCAUCCACAGGCCUACCAUUUGCAUCAGCAGCAAAAGCACAAGUGGUUCUUUAGCACAAAUAGAUUCAGUCUAAGGCGGCAUUAUCUAAAGGCAAUAAAACAAGAGGGAAGUAACAAAAAAACUUUCCUAUUUGUCAGAAGAAAAGUGAGUUGUAUGCAGUGCUUGAAAACCUUUCGAAAGAGGCGAGAUUUGAAAUUUCACCGGAAACUUUGUCACACCCAUAAGAGCUCUGAUACAGUAUCUCAAGAACCAACAGAAAGAGCACUCAAGAUGAAUUUACGUCCCAAGGCAUCAGGCAAGAUUACAUGUGAAUUUUGUUUGACCAAAUUGAAGUGUAGGAAAGACUUGAUCCUUCACCAAGCAAGAUUACAUGGAUUAGGAAAGAAAUUUCAAGGUCAAAAGGUUAAGUGCAUCCACUGUGAAAAAAAGUUCCAGAACAAAGAACUUUUCCAAAAUCACUUUCUUAGUCUGCAUGGGCAGAUAGUGCAUUUCUGUCCAUUUGACUUGUGCGAGUUCACAUAUGGUGACUUUUGGACUGUCCAGGAUCACAUUAAAGCAGAGCAUCAUAGAGAAUACACUUGUAAGGCAUGCCCAGACUUUAAAACAUCCAGCUAUGUGGCCUUCCUACAUCAUCUUAAACACCACAUUGUUUGCAGAAUGCCAGCUACAUGCCCCGUUAAAGGAUGCAGCUUCAAGAGCAAGAGCACUUCUCAGGGAAAACAUACCCUCCAAAGGCACUUGGCAAAGAGUCAUGGUACAAAGAUGAAAGAGGCUAUAUGGUGUCCAGUACUGGGAUGUAGCUAUGUUACUUACAUGCCAGCAAAUAUAACCAGUCAUCUGCUGCUUCGGCAUCAGGACAAAAGUGAGCUUUCUUGUCAACAAUGUGACAAAAAAUUUAAAACAUUAAGGAACUUGAAACAUCAUUUAAAGACAUGGCAUUCUCAUAGGGAGGUGAAGAUUUAUGAUUGCAAACAAUGCAUGAAGAAGUUCAGGUCAACAUCUGCAAUAAGAAAGCAUGAGAGAAUCUGCGGGAAGGGAAAGUUUUUGUGCUGUGACUAUUGUGACUACAAGACAAAUGAAGAUAUGGCUUUGAGAAACCAUUUGUUCUGUAGACAUGAAGUUCAGACUCCAGAUAAAGAAGUAUACGUUUGCAGUAUGUGUGGCUAUAAGACUAUUGUGAGAGCCAUAAUGAAGAAACACGUCACAAUACAUAAGCCAAGUAAAGACCAUAUAUGCCACAUCUGCAAAAAAGAAUUCCGUUUGCCCUAUCAGCUAAAGGCUCACCUAACAGUACAUUCCAGUGAGCAACCAUUUGAGUGCCCAGAAUGUAGUUUCAAGACAAAGACUGCAAGAAGAUUACGCCAGCAUCUUCGUAUCAUGCACGAGAUGGUGAAUGCCAAGCCUUUCCAGUGUCCUUACUGUGACCACCGCACAAACCUACGUGGUAAUUGCAUCAAGCACGUCACUCGCGUCCAUCCAGAAGGAGCAGUGAGAGUUAUCAAACUGUUUGAUAUCAGGGAGUAGCACUUUUUUUUAAGAAAAUGAAAUUUAUGAAACUUGUGCACAAGAAGAAAGAAAAAAAAUAUGUGAAGGAUUUCAUCAAAUGCAAAACCACAUAAUCAUUGAUGUAUAUGAGAAUUAAUGAUAUGAGAACUGUUGUGAUCAACAGACUUGUUCAUUUAAAGCUAUGACAAGUUGACAUGCACUGCAGAUGGACCAGUUUGUGUGUAACAGUUAAGAUAUUAUAGUAGAUUAGUGAUUAAUUAUCAUCUGUAAAUAUUGUGGCUUUUGAUACCCUUUAAAAUAUACAAUAUGUUUUGACCAAAAGCUAUUUGAUCUAAUAUAGUAUUUCAUUAUUGAUGGACUUAUUUGAUAAUUUGGUUAUUUAGUGAUCUUCUGUAGCAUCUCUUAACAAUAAAUAUCUGUGACAUCUUGCUUUAUAGAUCUUGAGAUAUAUUGACAAUAUCAUGUUUUUUAGUCCUUAAUAUAUAUAUAUUUGUACCUUUUUGAUAAGACCACAGUUAAAAUUAAUGCCUAAAUACCAUGUAUGGUUAACUAUUUACUGUGAUGGUUUUAUUAGAAGCAUCCCUUCUCUUAUUUACUGACAUGAAAAUGAGGACUAGGUUACUUUAGAUUAAACUUAUGCAAUCCCUGUAAAUAUAUUAUAUAACUUUUUUAAGUCAUACAUUUUUUUAGAAAUGACUCUUAAUGGUAUUUGGGGGGAUAUAUUUAAGCAAAGCACUGUAGGUGGCAUGUGGCUUCCCUCUGUAGUGUACAGUUUGUUACUUGUAUAUUA
Molecule: messenger RNA, 4972 nt
Organism: Lingula anatina
Lineage: Eukaryota; Metazoa; Brachiopoda; Lingulata; Lingulida; Lingulidae
Biological process (GO): regulation of transcription by RNA polymerase II
Cellular component (GO): nucleus
Molecular function (GO): protein binding; RNA polymerase II cis-regulatory region sequence-specific DNA binding; DNA-binding transcription factor activity, RNA polymerase II-specific
Source: RefSeq, a predicted model, not a curated record